AUGCGGCGUAAAGAUCCAUCGCCGCUGACCCACUUUUCUAGUCGAGGCAGAAGUCUUAUAUCAACAAGAACUCUUCAACAACAACAGCGAAAAGUACAAAGCAGCAAAAGUCUGCUACCGAGGAGUUAUUCAUCACCAGGCGCACAAAACGAUUCUGAUUGCUCUAUACCCCAAACACAAAGAGGGCCUAAAGCUCACGGUUCGAGGAUUGAAUUCGACUCAGAUCUAGAGAAUUUUGAGCAAUUUGAGGAAUGUUUUAUAGAUAUUGAUGCAGAUCAAGAAGAAGGUUUAUUAACACAGUACAGGAGUAGCCCCGAAAGGGAUGAACCAAAAAAAGUAAUGACAACGAUCCUUCCGGAUACGUGUCGCCUCAACUUCAGGCCGUUGGUGCUAAAGAUGCCUGUAGCUCGUGAGCCUUCUUCGUCUGGAAUCGAAGAGUUACAAUCGUCUCCACAGCUGGAACUUGAAGCUGCUGAACUGGACAGGGAAUUAGACAAUGCAGAGCAACAUUUGAACAAAGCAGUAGCUAUAGAAACGGAGGAAAGUGAUGCAGAUACGGUUUCAGCAUCGUUCUGGUGCAAUAAUACGUUUACCUCGACGUCGCAUCUCGUUUACGAGCAACGGUUUAUUUACUACAGCUACGAGACGACGGAUAUGAAUAUGACACGUGCGCUCUCGUGCUAUCAGCCUCCCGCGCGCGACGAUAACAAUACAGAUCGCGUUCAACAACACUAUUAA
This is a messenger RNA of Arctia plantaginis, 738 nucleotides long. NCBI's taxonomy places the organism in Eukaryota, Metazoa, Arthropoda, Insecta, Lepidoptera, Erebidae. The record is from the annotation of a GenBank genome assembly.